Messenger RNA from Ruditapes philippinarum (Manila clam), 2518 nucleotides. RefSeq names its product ral GTPase-activating protein subunit alpha-1-like. Gene Ontology annotation, molecular function: GTPase activator activity. The record is from RefSeq and is a predicted model, not a curated record. Gene Ontology annotation, cellular component: cytoplasm; nucleus. NCBI's taxonomy places the organism in Eukaryota, Metazoa, Mollusca, Bivalvia, Venerida, Veneridae. Gene Ontology annotation, biological process: positive regulation of GTPase activity.
CUCAGGUAAACAGUCGCCAUAUUGGAAAGAAAUUUUGCCAAAGCAGACGAGAUGUAAUUUUUUAUUGCAGAUUUGGCAAUAUCCAGCCAAAUGUCGUCGGCAUUGGCCAAGUUUAGAAAAUCUAAUAAGGAUGGUGACAUCAAGAAAGCCGCGCAAAAGGUGUCAGAUCCAAAGAAGGAUACGCUAACUCGGCUAAAACAUUUGCGGACAGUUCUGGAAAAUUAUGAAACAGCUGAGGCAAAGAAGUUUUUUGAGGAAAAUUAUUCACAUAUAUACUAUAUCUUCUUUGACAACUUUGUAAUAGUAGAGGCAGAUCUUAAACAAAGAGCAAACAAGUCUCAUAGGGAAGAGCUAGACAAUAUCUUAAAUAUAUUCGAGAAAAUACUACUGUUGUUGCCAGAACUAGUUCACAAAAGAUGGAUGUUUCACAGUAUUGGGCGGAUAAUGAAAAAGUUAUUACAUCCUGGAAAUGGACUAAAGCUAAGAAGAGAUGGAAUGAGGCUGUUUUUGAUCUGGUACCAAAUAUUACAAGAUAAUGCAUCUGAUGAGUGCCAUCAGAUCUUCCUACAACUGGUACCUGGCCUUGGAAAGGGAGAGCAACAAGACAUACUGUAUGGCAAAACAGCUAAUACCCCUGACAUAAGAGCUUCUAGUACAAGUUUGUCAAGUUCAUCUUAUGGCGGGAUUAUAGCAGCCGGGGAGAUAACUCCCAUACUACCUGUGCCUGGGGAGAAGCAACCUGACAAUAUCACAAAGUUCUUCUUUGAUGCAUUGCUACAGUUUAUGGUGUCUGAGGUGAUCAAAAUUGAAUGGAUGAACAAAGAUAUGAGAGAAAUCUGUUUUGUCUUUCUUUUCAACAAGUUUAAGCACUCAUAUUUGAAAUGGCUUCUACCAGAUUUUGACAAGACAAGAACCAUAUAUGAUCCCGUACUUGAUUUGCCAUGUGUAAGGGUUCCUGCUGACACACUUUCUACAGAUGAACCAGAAAAUGUGUCUGAAUGUAGAGACUCAUUUAUUCGCUGGUUGACAACUUUUACAAUAACUUCGAACAAAAAACCUGAAGGAGAAGUGUUAAAAGGUAUCUCCUGCUCAGCACUGGCAGAAGGUGAUGAAGAUGAUGUUAAAACUAAGAAAGAUGUUUCAGAGAGCAGAGAAGAGAACCAAGAUCAAGCCCCUGGCAGUAACACUAGCACAUUAUCUGCCAGCUCUCAAAUCUUUGAGAAAGACUCACCAAAUUCAAGCUUCUGUAAUGAAGAACAUAGUACUUCUGAAUACGAGAUUGUGAGGUCUGUGAUGUACUCGACUAGAGAAAACAUAAAUAUUGUUCAUGAGAUAUUCAGACAGGCACUUUUAUUCUCAUUCAAGCACGGAGGAGCUAUACGACGUGUGAUAGCAGUUUACAAAGACUGGUUUCAGAAUGAUAGCGAUAACAAGCCUGUGUUCAUGAUGGAACCCAGUGACUCGGGUCUUCCCCUCGGGCUGCUGCCUGAUUUAUCACAUAGCCUCUCUGAUAUCCUAGAGGAAGAUGGUUCAACUGAUUCUAUGGAAUCUGCGCCAAAUUCAAUUCCUCUGCAAAUGUCUCGUGAUUCUGGGGACUUGAAGACUUGGUUACGAAAUGCUUCAUACCUUGGUGCUAUUCAGGACUUGGCUGAUGGUGGGGACUUGACCCAGUAUGACAUACGAGCCGGUCAACAGAAACUGAUCCAGAUAUGUGUAACAAAUGCUGCCAAUAUUUUCCUGCUUCAAGCUGACAGUGAUAGUGCAUUACAAGAGCAGGUUGAUUUAUGCAAGAGAGUGCUGAAUAUAUAUCGACAGAUGGUCAUGAAAAUAAACAUGGAUCAGAAGACAUGGGAGCAGAUGUUGAGAGUGCUGUUGUGUAUAACAUUAGGCGUACAAAGUCAGUAUCCACCAGAAAGUAACAGAGGUCUUGGAAGAAAACUUGCACAGCCAAUCUUUCAGACUUUAAUAGUUACCUGGAUAAAAGCUAACCUGAAUGUGUACAUCAACAUUGAGCUGUGGGAUCAGUUUCUGAAGGUGUUAUCCUCACUGACAUCAUGGGCAGAGCUUAUCAAGGAAUGGGCUAAAACAAUGGAGACAUUGACAAGAGUGUUGGCAAAGCAAGUAUACAACCUCGAUCUUCUGGAUCUGCCACUUGAAAGACUAAGUGAACAAAAGGAGAAAAGAAGAAGGGGUAAAAGUCAAGAUGCUCCGAAGACAAAGUUAGAUGACCACAGUUUUUCUCGCGCAUGGAGUAAGAGUGAGAGUGUGGAACGUCCAGCCAGUGGUAGUAUGUCACACUCAUUGGCUUUUGAACGAUCACAAGGCAAAUACAAAAGUGAUGGUGCUGGUGGAAGUAAGUCAAGACCAGAUUUAGGCAAACAGAAGUCCUUGAGUGGCACACCAUCACCAUGUCACUCAAGAUCUGCCUCGGCUUCUUCAGAUCUGGCUAUGCUUGUACGAAGUAGCAGUGAAGGAAAUCUGGCUGACCCAGCAGAACUUGCAGAGAGGCUGAAACAAG